Messenger RNA from Suillus subaureus, 1155 nucleotides. RefSeq names its product Snf7-domain-containing protein. Gene Ontology annotation, biological process: late endosome to vacuole transport; protein transport; endosome transport via multivesicular body sorting pathway. The transcript is spliced from 5 exons. The record is from RefSeq and is a predicted model, not a curated record. The coding region runs from base 98 to 748 and encodes 216 amino acids. NCBI's taxonomy places the organism in Eukaryota, Fungi, Basidiomycota, Agaricomycetes, Boletales, Suillaceae. Gene Ontology annotation, cellular component: multivesicular body; ESCRT III complex.
GUCUCAAGAUGUCGUGCCAAGCCCGAAUCACUCUUGAAAACCGAAAGAGGCAACAUUCUGUUACUUCCAGUUGAGCUACCACAGCACUCAAUCUCUCAUGCAGACCAUAAACCGAUUUCUCUAUGGACCGACACCCGAAGAGAGAGUGCGUGCAUGGCAAGGAAAAUUGCGUUCAGAAAGCCGACAACUGGACAGGGAGAUGAGGCAGCUCGAAGCUGCGACGGCAAAAGCACGCACGACGGUGAAGCAGCUUGCUGUCAAGGGAGAUGUGAAGUCUGCACGAAUCCUCGCUAAGGAGGUCGUCCGCAGUAAUAAGCAGAAAGACAGAUUGUCUGUUAGCAAAGCACGCUUGGGAUCGAUCGGUACCCAGCUACAGCAACAGCUAGCCAUGGUCAAAGUUACAGGGUCGUUGCAGAAGUCUACAGAAAUUAUGAAACUAUCCAACUCGCUUGUCAAAUUGCCCCAGAUAAGUCAAGCAAUGCGGGAAAUGAGCAUGGAAAUGACGAAGGCUGGGAUCAUGGAGGAAAUGCUUGAAGACACCUUACAAAUGGACGAAGACGAAGAGAUAGAAGAAGAGGCAGACGCUGAAGUUGACAAGGUUCUUUUCGACCUCACUAACGGGAAACUCGGACUAGCUGGCUCAGCCGGAACAGAUCUACCAACACCACAAGAUCAACUGGAGGACGAUGAGGCGGAGAGAGUAAUGGAGGAAGCCCGAAAACAGCUGAAUGGUCUGUUGAGCGGCUGAUUUCACGUUUGUAUGAAGUAAACAUUACUGAUACCUCUGGGCAAACGGACAAGCCCGAAUUCCUAUAUUCUGGAAUCUAAGUUACUAGUUGGAUCCGCACCAAGCGAGUCACUUGCAUGGAAACAUGUGCUGGUCGCAGUUCAUGGUCAUCAAUGAAUCUCGAUCAAUAUUAAUCAUUGUACGGAGUCUACGUGAAAGGACAACAAUUGGAAGGCGUUGUGAUGUUAGAAAGGCGCGAAGCACAGGCUUGCAGAAGUGGAUAUACACCCAGUAGCAAGCUAUGCAUUAUAACCCUCAUCUUCUCGUAGAAGAAUGGUCUCGGUCCUCGCCAUUUAGUGGGUCAACAUCGAAUGAUUGGCUGCCCACCUGGGUUUAAGAUAGACCUGAGGUUGUAAGAUGAAGAAGAC